This is a messenger RNA of Colias croceus (clouded yellow), 1278 nucleotides long. Its product is annotated as pre-mRNA-splicing factor Syf2. The transcript has a single exon. The record is from RefSeq and is a predicted model, not a curated record. Bases 85 to 795 code for a protein of 236 amino acids. Gene Ontology annotation, cellular component: post-mRNA release spliceosomal complex; Prp19 complex; catalytic step 2 spliceosome. NCBI's taxonomy places the organism in Eukaryota, Metazoa, Arthropoda, Insecta, Lepidoptera, Pieridae.
AUUUCCUUGUUGAUCACGUAUUUUAUUGUUGUUAUUAGUUUCUUUGUAAAAUUAUCUGAAUUGGUUUCCAUAUUAAAGUUAAAAAUGAGUUCAAAUGAAGUAGAACAAGCAACGACAGCUCCUAAAGAAUUGUCAUUUGCUGAAAAGCAAGCAGAACGCAUGAAAAGACUCCGAACCUUGCACAACGCUAGAAACGAAGCAAGGUCCCACAAUCAUCAAGAAGUCGUAGCUGAAGAAGCUAGAAACAAGUUACCAUCAAAUUAUGAAGCCAAACGCCGCCAAGCAGAAUGGUUAAUGGACGACCAGAAUAAACGCGAGGAAGCAUCCAAAGAAGGGAAAGAUUACGACCGAGUCAAAUUACUUAACAUAUCAGCGGUAGAAGCAGAAAGAUUGGAACGUAAAAAGAAGAAAAAGAACCCAGAUCAAGGCUUCUCCACCUACGAGCAAGCGACAGUUAGGCAAUAUAACCGUCUCGUCAAGAACAUGCCGUCAGCAGAUAUGGAGCAGUAUGAACAGCAGAAGCAAAAAUAUGGCGACGCCUUUUACGGCGGUCCGAACGUUAUUAUUCACGGGAUGCAUAAAGACAGGAAGGAAGCAGUGGAUAAAAUGGUAGAUGACUUGGAAGGACAGAUUGCUAAAAGAGCUAAAUACUCUCGGAGACGUACACACAAUGAUGAUGCUGAUAUUGACUACAUUAAUGAACGGAAUGCCAAAUUCAACAAGAAGUUGGAACGAUUCUAUGGAGAACACACUGCAGAGAUUAAACAGAAUUUGGAACGAGGAACUGCAAUAUAAAUUGCAUUAUGUAUUUAUGUUAUUCUGUAAAUAAUGUAAAUCUUUUAAGAAAAGGACAAUAAUGGUAUAAAAGAGUGACUUCUUUUGAUUUUUUUUACAGACAAUUAGGUAUAUUAAGUUGAGUAGUAAUUGUUAUUUAUCUGGAUUUUAAUAAUUCAUAACAACAGUUUUCACAUGAAUUGAGAUUCCUAGGCACUUUUUAAAAGUAUUUAUUAGCAUUUCAAUGCAAGGAUCUGAAAGUGAUAUAUUUAUGAUUUUAGUUCUCCAAAAAUAAUAAUGAUAUUAAAUAGAAUACUGCGCUGUUCAUAUAGCCAAUAUGUAUUUCCAAAAUGGUGUACUUACAUACAUUUUAAAUGAAAUAGUUAUUUUAACUAUACUUGAUUGCUGUUCUUUUUUUGGAAGUUUGUUAACCAUUCAUGAUUCAUCUUUACAACUUUAGAUCUUAAACUGUAGGAUAAGAUAAUAAAAAACAAGUUAAACAAA